GAAAAAAAAAAAGAGCAGCUUGGCUGCCCACGCAGCACAAAAAAAUAUCCUCCUACCGAGUAAACGAACUACCGUCCGCAUCUCCACACACCUUUUCUGCGACCCCGCCCACGGUUGAGUAAAAGUACUUGUACCGUUAUCGUUCAUUCAUUUGCCCAGAAGCAAUGCACAAAUGCACAUACGACGGGUGUUCCCGCAGCUUCAAACGGCCGGAACAUUUGUCUAGGCACAGACUGAACCAUCAACCUCGUACAAUCCACGAAUGCAGCAUCUGUCACAAAGACUUUGUGCGCCUGGAUCUUCUCCAACGCCAUCUCCGCCGACAUGAUCGGGGUAUGGUCAAGUAUAGGAACUCGGGUGGCUAUUCCACUAGGGUCGAGCUCCCGCUUCGCCAUGCCGACGUCCAAAAAUCAGAAGAGCCAGGAUCCGGGCCAGCGUCGGAGUACAAGCCGGAGCAAAAACAGCUACCCUCUAGGGCAAAGUCCGAAUACUCUCAUCACGUUUCCGAAUCCCCCCUGAGUUCCAUGAGCCAAGAUGUUCUCGAUCCCGUCCUCAUCCAGGCAGCUCAGUUGGCCAGCCAAGAAAACGGAUACCUCGCGCCGGGGAACACGUCCGAGCCGAUGCAGCAGCUUACCUUUUUUCACGGGCCCAGUGAUGGGACUUGGUUUACUCAAGAUCUGGAUUGGCUGUUUGGUGCAAGUCCAGAAGAGGUGCCGUCAAGGUUUGGCGAUUUUCAACCCAUCAGUCACAGCUCUCCGCUGGAGAGUUUCCCGGGAUCAUUCGUCCCUCCGCCUUGUCAUAAUCAGGAUAGCGACUUUAUCGAUCCCGUAUCGCGACAACGGGUGAUGGAGGCGCUCUCGUCUCUACCUUCGGAGCUGUUGACUUCGAGUUUUUUUGACGCAGCCAACUUGCAGAUGUUUAUGCAAAAGUAUUGGCUCGAGUACAAUCCACAUUUUCAAAUGCUACAUCGUCCAAGUUUUGUUGUGGCCGAUGUUCCACCGUUGUUGUUAGUCUCGCUCUUGACGCUCGGUGCGACCUUGUCUCCCGACGAUUCACACUAUGCUGUGGCCGAGAAGAUUCAUCAGAACCUCCGAUGGUUGAUAUUUACGCUUAUGCGGCGCGGGAGCUGUUAUAGUGCAGGACAGACUACUAGCGGCGACCUCUCGAACCUGGAAAAUACGUGGCAUCGGUGGAUUGAGCAAGAGCUGACCCACCGGGCUGCCUACUUUGCCUUUGUCAUGGAUGCUCAGCAUUCCUCCAUAUUUGGACAUGCUGCGGUGCUAUCUUUGACCGAUAUUCGACUGCCAUUACCAUGUUCAGAAGCGGUGUGGGAUGCGCCCACCGCGUCUGCAUGGAAUCGAGAACGCUCUCGACAGCCUUCUUCCACGCCUUUUUUUCUCCCCGCACUUCGUGCUCUACUUUGUCGCCAACCGUUGCCCCAUACCUACAGCACUUUUGCGCGCUUCGUGCUGCUGCAUGGGCUGUUCAGUCUCACUCGCCACAUGACCAUAAGAGACCAGACAGCCUCAUUUAUUGGAGGAAACAGCUUUAGUCGCCAUGCAGACCCGGAGGUCAACAUCACUAGUGCUUCGGCAUCUCCGCACCCAGAGGAUGACGAUGACUGGCGUGAGCGAGUUGCCCGUGCCGUUGACACCUGGUCACUGAGCCUCUUUUCCAGAUCUCCGUCGCUUUGCCUCGAGGCCGCCAAACCGUUACAGCAUAUUGCACAUAUCAACAUCCACACAAACCUGAUUGACUUUCACAUUUUAGCAGGGGCACCCAACCUUGCCACAGGAGUUCGUGCUCACCCAGCAAGUAUGAGUGGCGACAGCCAAUAUGCAAGAGCGUGUGAAAGAGUCCAAGCCUGGACCAGGGACCUAACCAAUGCCAAGCAAACGUUGAUUCACUGUCUCACGCUGAUCCAGGAGACCAUGUUCACUCGGGCUCAGUAUCUGGCCUGCGAGGACAACAUCCUGCUACGGCCCUGGGUUUUAUACCAUAGCACUCUCGUGGUUUGGGCCUAUGGAGUUCUUACUGAGGGGAUACAGCUGGGAGGAGUCUGCAGUGCCGAGGAUUAUCUUUCGCAUAUGCUCAAUCACCUCCUGGGGAAUGGCGAUAUUUCACAGCUGCGGGGGACCAAUCAGACCUCGGGUCUUGUUGCAUCAGUCAGCGCCGCACUUGACAACUGCAGGUGGGAGCUCUUGCAGGAGGCCAAGGAGACGCUCGACUCCCUCGGCCCACAGUCCAGGCUUUUACUAUCCGUCAGAGGGUCCACGGCCUUUUCUGAAGUGACACGUGAAAGAACAGUUGGCAUGCCGGAGCAAUGGUGUGGAGAGGCAAAACCGCAGCUCCCCCUUCAAUGA
This is a messenger RNA of Pyricularia oryzae 70-15, 2363 nucleotides long. RefSeq lists its product as uncharacterized. Gene Ontology annotation, molecular function: DNA-binding transcription factor activity, RNA polymerase II-specific; zinc ion binding; RNA polymerase II cis-regulatory region sequence-specific DNA binding. Gene Ontology annotation, biological process: regulation of transcription by RNA polymerase II; DNA-templated transcription. The record is from RefSeq and is a predicted model, not a curated record. Lineage: Eukaryota; Fungi; Ascomycota; Sordariomycetes; Magnaporthales; Pyriculariaceae. The transcript is spliced from 3 exons. Bases 165 to 2363 code for a protein of 732 amino acids. Gene Ontology annotation, cellular component: chromatin.